Sinocyclocheilus rhinocerous is the source of this 1735-nucleotide messenger RNA. RefSeq names its product GA binding protein transcription factor subunit beta 1 (gene gabpb1). The transcript is spliced from 7 exons. The record is from RefSeq and is a predicted model, not a curated record. Gene Ontology annotation, molecular function: protein binding; transcription cis-regulatory region binding. NCBI's taxonomy places the organism in Eukaryota, Metazoa, Chordata, Actinopteri, Cypriniformes, Cyprinidae. Bases 46 to 1242 code for a protein of 398 amino acids. Gene Ontology annotation, cellular component: nucleus. Gene Ontology annotation, biological process: positive regulation of transcription by RNA polymerase II.
AUUGUGCAGAGGACUCGACUGGUUCCUGUGGUCUUGUGUGUGUGAAUGAGGUGGAUAAAUGUCUGCGUCUGCUUUCAGAUGUCUCUAGUGGAUUUGGGAAAGAAGCUCCUGGAAGCCGUUCGCGCCGGUCAGGACGACGAGGUCCAGAUUCUGAUGGCGAAUGGAGCUCCGUUCACCACCGACUGGCUGGGCACGUCUCCGCUGCACCUGUCGGCUCAGUUCGGUCAUUACUCCACCACAGAGGUGCUUCUGCGCGCCGGCGUGAGUCGAGACGCUCGCACUAAAGUGGACCGGACGCCGCUGCACAUGGCCGCGUCUCAGGGUCACACACGCAUCGUGGAGCUGCUGCUGAAGCACGGCGCCGAUGUGAACGCCAAGGACAUGCUGAAGAUGAGCGCAUUGCACUGGGCCGUGGAGCACAGCCACAGAGACGUGCUGGAGCUGCUGCUGCGCUUCGGAGCUGAUGUUCACGCGCAGAGCAAGUUCUACAAAAACGCUCUGGACAUCGCGCUGGACAACAGCAGCCACGAGCUGGCCGAGAUCCUGCAGCAAUCUUUUCUCCAAAUUCAGUCAACUCCUUCAGUCUCAGAUCACCUUCAGUGCAUCCGGUGGCUUUUUGGUGUCCAGAAACACAAAGUGGCGAUGCAGAACCAGAUCAACACAAACCCCGAGAGUCCGGACACACUGAGCGUCCACACGGCCGCGCCGCGGUUCAUCAUCGGUUCAGGAGGAGUGAACCUCGCCGGACUCGUGUCGCACGCAAACCACAGCAAAUCCACAGUCGUGGCCGCAGAGGAGCUGAUCACCGCAGACUCCGUCGACGGGGCCAUACAGCAGGUCAUGAGCUCUGGAGGUCAGCAGGUCAUCACCAUAGUAACAGACGCCAUUCAGCUGGGCAACCUGCAGACGGGCACAGGCAUCAGCCAGCCCAUAAUAGUCACCAUGCCUGACGGGCAGCAAGUGCUGACGGUGUCGGACACAGAGGUCGCAGAGGAAACGGUGAUCAGCGACGAGCCGUCUGUUAAGCGUCAGUGUGUGAAGGAAGAAGAUGAUGAUGUUCAGAUGACAGAAACACAAGACACACAGAUACAGGAGAAAGUGGCUCUUCUGAAGCAGCUGGAGGAGGCGAACCGUGAGGUGCAGAAAUACAGACAGCAGUUCCUGAAGAAGGAGCAGGAGGCGGAGGCGUACAGACAGAAGCUGGAGGCCAUCACACGGCAGAGCGUGAAGAAAGCCGCCUGAACCUGACCGGAUCAUUAUCAUUCAUUUACUUCAGUUCUCAUCAUAAAGCGUCUCAGCUGUGGUGCUCGUGCGGCCGACACGGGUUCGAUUCUGACCCACAUCCCACUGGCCUUUGAAUAAAGAGACAGAAGCCCCUCAAAACCAGAAUGAGGAAGGUGUAAUUGUGCAGUAAUGUCAUGUGUUUGAUCUGCACGUCUGAUCAAAUCCUUCAUCGUCAGACUCGUUUUCCUCGCUGAUAAUCGACACGAAUCUCUUGUGUUUAUAGUUUCCUGCUGCUUGUUGUUUGUGAUGCAUUUUUCAGGAUUUCUGUCAUCUUAUUUUUAAAGACAGCAGGACUGCUGGAUUUGUUUUCUUUGAGGAGGAUCUGAGCAUCUCUCCAACACCGAUCUGCUGGUUCACAUCUAGACGGCAGAUUAAAACACAUCUUAAACUGAAUAUGCCGAAUAAAUGCACAAUAAAAGUGUUUUACAGUCUGAACCAGCAACAGCAUCUG